This is a messenger RNA of Cicer arietinum (chickpea), 2964 nucleotides long. RefSeq names its product ribonucleoside-diphosphate reductase large subunit. Gene Ontology annotation, cellular component: ribonucleoside-diphosphate reductase complex. The record is from RefSeq and is a predicted model, not a curated record. Lineage: Eukaryota; Viridiplantae; Streptophyta; Magnoliopsida; Fabales; Fabaceae. Gene Ontology annotation, molecular function: ATP binding; ribonucleoside-diphosphate reductase activity, thioredoxin disulfide as acceptor. Gene Ontology annotation, biological process: deoxyribonucleotide biosynthetic process.
AAGUCGUACAAAAGAAGCAAACCUCCAACUUCCAAUUUCUCUCGCGGGAAAAUUUUCAAAACUCACACAUUUUAGAGGGAACACAUUUAAUCACCCACACAAUUUUACAACUAUAAAUUAAAAUAAAAUACACAACCCUAAUAUUCAAAUCUCACCACACUACUAUAUAUAUUCAUCACUUACACUACUCACUCUUGCGCCAAAACUGUUUGAAGAAAUACCUAACCUAAACCCAAUCCCCAACUAACGCCGUUAGUUAAGAUGUACGUCGUGAAGAGAGAUGGACGUCAAGAGACGGUUCAUUUUGACAAGAUAACGGCGCGUUUGAAGAAACUCAGUUACGGUUUAAGCACUGAACACUGUGACCCCGUUUUAGUCGCUCAGAAAGUUUGCGCCGGCGUUUACAAAGGCGUCACCACUAGUCAGCUUGAUGAAUUAGCCGCUGAAACCGCCGCCGGCAUGACUGCUAACCAUCCUGAUUAUGCUUCCUUGGCUGCUAGAAUUGCCGUUUCAAAUUUGCACAAGAAUACCAAGAAGUCGUUUUCGGAAACUGUUAAGAUUAUGUACAAUCAUUUCAACCAUAGAUCUGGGAAGAAGGCACCUUUGAUUGCUGAUGAUGUGUAUGAAAUUAUCAUGAAGAAUGCGGCUCAAUUGGACAGCGAGAUAAUUUAUGAUAGGGAUUUUGAUUAUGAUUACUUUGGAUUCAAAACCCUCGAGAGAUCUUAUCUGUUGAAAGUUGAAGGAAAAGUUGUAGAAAGGCCUCAGCAUAUGUUGAUGAGGGUUUCUGUUGGAAUUCAUAAGGAUGAUAUAGAAUCUGCUGUUAAAACUUAUCACUUAAUGUCUCAGAGGUGGUUCACUCAUGCUUCUCCAACUCUUUUCAAUGCUGGGACACCUAGGCCUCAGUUGAGUAGCUGCUUCUUGGUGUGCAUGAAAGAUGAUAGUAUUGAGGGGAUUUAUGAUACUUUGAAGGAGUGUGCUGUUAUUAGUAAAUCUGCAGGAGGAAUUGGUGUUUCUGUUCAUAACAUACGUGCACAUGGUAGUUACAUUCGAGGAACAAAUGGGACAUCUAAUGGUAUUGUUCCAAUGCUCCGUGUGUUUAAUGACACUGCCCGCUAUGUUGAUCAGGGUGGAGGCAAGAGGAAAGGUGCUUUUGCUGUGUACUUGGAGCCAUGGCAUGCAGAUAUAUUUGAAUUUUUAGAGUUGAAAAUAAAUCACGGAAAGGAAGAGCAUCGUGCUCGAGAUUUAUUUUAUGCCCUUUGGGUGCCUGAUCUCUUUAUGGAAAGAGUUAGGAGCAAUGGGGAAUGGUCUUUGUUUUGCCCUAAUGAAGCGCCUGGUUUGGCAGAUUGUUGGGGUGAAGAAUAUGAGAAGCUGUACACUCAGUAUGAGAGAGAUGGAAAAGCAAAGAAGGUUGUUCAGGCACAAAGUCUCUGGUUUGCUAUUUUGAAGUCUCAGAUCGAAACUGGAAAUCCUUACAUGCUUUUUAAGGAUGCUUGCAAUAGGAAAAGCAACCAGCAGAAUUUGGGCACAAUUAAGUCAUCAAACCUGUGCACUGAGAUAAUUCAGUAUACAAGUCCAACAGAGACUGCUGUGUGUAACCUGGCAUCAAUUGCACUACCGCGAUAUGUAAGAGAUAAGGGUUUGCCUGUGGAAUCUCAUCAAUCUAAGCUUGUUGGGAGCAGAGGCUCUAAGAAUCGGUAUUUUGACUUUGACAAACUUGGAGAGGUUACAGCUGUAGUGACGACAAACCUUAACAAAAUAAUUGAUGUCAAUUACUACCCAGUUGAAACUGCUGAAAGGUCAAACUUACGGCACAGACCCAUUGGUAUUGGAGUUCAGGGUCUUGCUGAUACCUUCAUAUUACUAGGAAUGUCAUUUGAUUCACCAGAGGCUCAACAGUUGAACAAGGACAUUUUUGAGACUAUAUACUAUCAUGCUCUGAAAACUUCUUGUGAAUUGGCUGCAAAGGAAGGACCCUAUGAAACAUAUAGUGGUAGUCCUGUAAGCAAGGGAGUUCUUCAGCCUGACAUGUGGCAUGUGACACCCUCCAGUCUGUGGGAUUGGGAUACGCUUCGGGAGAUGAUAUCAAAGACAGGUGUAAGGAAUUCACUUCUUGUUGCCCCUAUGCCAACUGCAUCUACUAGCCAAAUUCUUGGCAAUAAUGAGUGCUUUGAACCAUAUACUUCAAAUAUCUACAACCGCAGAGUGCUGAGUGGUGAAUUUGUUGUAGUGAACAAGCAUCUUCUUCAUGACUUGACGGAAAUGGGACUGUGGUCUCCUGCAAUUAAGAACAAGAUUAUCUAUGAUAAUGGUUCCGUAGAGAAUGUUGCAGAAAUACCGCUAACUCUCUUUAAAAUCAUCAGAACUGUUUGGGAGAUCAAACAAAAGAUAUUGGUUGAUAUGGCUGUUGAUCGAGGUUGCUACAUAGAUCAGAGUCAAAGCUUAAAUAUACACAUGGAUAAACCCAACUUUGGAAAGCUGACUUCCUUGCAUUUUUAUGCAUGGUCAAAGGGUUUGAAGACUGGGAUGUAUUACCUCCGUACCCGAGCUGCAAGUGAUGCCAUCAAGUUUACUGUUGAUACUACUGCCAUUAAAGAACAACAAAAGGCGGAGGAGGCUGAGGACGAUGAUACCAAGAUGGCACAGAUGGUGUGCUCUUUGACAAACCGUGACGAGUGCUUGGCCUGUGGAAGUUAAAACUACACCUUAUUAGAUUUGCACCUAUCGGCAUUAACAAUAAUUUGCCACAACAGUACUCCUUGUGAAGGCAACAGUUGUUUAAGGUUCAAAAUUUGAGAUGUCUUAAGUGCUAUGUAUAUAGAGUUUACUUUGGUGUUAAUUUCAUUUUUCUUCAUUGCUUGAUGAUGUAUUGUAUCUUAGGAAGUGUUCGUUUUCAGGUAUAAAGUUAUAUUUUAAAGAUUGAAAUUCUAGAGUAUUUUAUAAUCAUAAUUUAUUAGUGUUUAAUAU